AUGAAGCUCUUAACAAAGGAAGAAGAGGCCGCCCACUACCGGUCAGUACUCCAAGGCGGUUCCUUUGGUACUGUCCUCGGUCUCGUCGGUGGAUGGGCUGGUGUCCUGGCCGCCUCUCGCCGUUUCCACACCAUCCGUAACCUGACACUUCCCAUGAAAGCUUUCCUGGUGACUUCGUCGGGAACCUUUGUCGGCAUUGUUGCUGCUGACCAUGCCUCUCGCCAAUUCGAGGCCGAGCGCAACGUUAACCUUCGAUACCUUGAGAAUCGCGAGGAGAGACUGAGAAGGGAAGAGCUUGCACAAAUGUCCUUUGGCAAUCGGCUAGGCGCCUGGGCGCGGGAGGAGAAAUACAAGAUUAUCGGUGCAACAUGGGUCGCCUCGAUCGUCGGAAGUUUUGUGUUGGUUGGACGAAACCCGUAUUUGUCGGGACAGCAGAAGAUUGUGCAGGCCCGUGUGUAUGCUCAGGGGUUGACGCUGGCGGUUAUGUGUGCUAGUGCUGCUUUCGAGAUCCACGAUCAGCGCAAAGGAAGGGGUCUGCUAGAGACAGCUAAGAAGGGUCGUGAUGCCAUCAAGGAGCAAAAAGAGCAGCCGGAGCUGCACCAUCAGAAACAUGAUGAGACCGCCGAUCUAUGGCAGGAUAUGGUUGCCGCAGAAGAGGAGAAACUCAAGCAGCGCCAUAAGUCUUUGUACAGCAAUGAGCACAAGGAACAGCAAGAGGGUCCAGUGACACAAGCCGUCAAGGCAUCUGGAGAGAAGGCUCAGGAGGAGAAGAAAGACGAGAAAGAGGAGGAAGAUGCAAAGGAGGUGAAAGAAGAGAAGGGCGGGAGCCAGUAA
Molecule: messenger RNA, 834 nt
Organism: Talaromyces atroroseus
Lineage: Eukaryota; Fungi; Ascomycota; Eurotiomycetes; Eurotiales; Trichocomaceae
Exons: 2
Coding region: 1-834 (277 amino acids)
Biological process (GO): mitochondrial respiratory chain complex IV assembly
Cellular component (GO): mitochondrial inner membrane
Source: RefSeq, a predicted model, not a curated record